Messenger RNA from Equus quagga, 723 nucleotides. It is a transcript of the gene RPA3, whose product is annotated as replication protein A3. NCBI's taxonomy places the organism in Eukaryota, Metazoa, Chordata, Mammalia, Perissodactyla, Equidae. Gene Ontology annotation, cellular component: DNA replication factor A complex; site of double-strand break; nucleus. The record is from RefSeq and is a predicted model, not a curated record. Gene Ontology annotation, molecular function: damaged DNA binding; single-stranded DNA binding. Bases 58 to 423 code for a protein of 121 amino acids. Gene Ontology annotation, biological process: mismatch repair; base-excision repair; double-strand break repair via homologous recombination. The transcript is spliced from 4 exons.
CGCACAGUUUCCCUCGUGCUCUUGUUUCCCGCCAGCCGCGCGUGUUGCGGCGCAAUCAUGGCGGACGUGAUGGAGUUGCCCAAGUCGCGCAUCAACGCCAGUUUGCUAGCUCAGUUCAUCGAUCGGCCCGUCUGCUUCGUAGGGAGACUGGAAAAGAUUCAUCCCACUGGAAAAAUGUUUAUUCUUUCAGAUGGAGAAGGAAAAAAUGUAACCAUUGAGUUGAUGGAGCCUCUUGAUGAAGAAAUCUCUGGAAUCGUGGAAGUAGUUGGAAAAGUAACAGCCAAGGCAACCAUUAUGUGUGCAUCUUAUAUCCAGUUUAAAGAAGAUAACCAUCCUUUUGAUCUUGGACUUUACAAUGAAGCUGUGAAAAUUAUCCAUGAGUUCCCUCGGUUUUUUCCUUUGGGAGUUGUGCAAUAUAAUUGAUCUUGAUGAAUUUUUUAUGCUUACAAAGGAGGUACAUUGAAGACCGUUAAAGGAGCCUGCUGGUAUUUGAGGGAGAGAUUCCUGUGAUUUUUAAUAUUUUGUUUGUUCUUUUUUUAAAUGUGUUUGCCUAGCUUUAUUAGAUACUCCAGUAUGCCAUUUUUAAUGGGACUGGUGUAUUAACAGUUGUCUCCUAAGUCUUCAUAAAGAAUCACUUCUCCAGUGUAUGGUCACGUCAGAUGUAAGAACAAAGCAGUUGUCUGAGUUGUGUUUUCUGUUUUAUUAAUAAAAGUUUAAAUGGUA